Messenger RNA from Arachis duranensis, 2995 nucleotides. RefSeq names its product pentatricopeptide repeat-containing protein At3g58590. The record is from RefSeq and is a predicted model, not a curated record. The coding region runs from base 79 to 2301 and encodes 740 amino acids. The transcript is spliced from 3 exons. Lineage: Eukaryota; Viridiplantae; Streptophyta; Magnoliopsida; Fabales; Fabaceae. Gene Ontology annotation, molecular function: protein binding; RNA binding. Gene Ontology annotation, biological process: RNA modification.
UUCCUCAAUUGCUAAACUGAAAUACUUGGAAACAAUCAAAUCAAAUAUACCAUAUCUGGCGCCGGGGUUGUUAGCUGCAUGAGUUGCCAUGGACAUAUUGUCCGACAUGGCCAACACCUCCUCAAGCUUGUUGAAUCGUGUUCCAUCACUUGCACCCUUGAUGCAACUAAAUGCCUCCAUGCACUCUCUAUCACUAUGGGUCCCAUUCCAAACCAAUCCAUCUUCGUCCACAACAAUGUCAUUUCUCGUUACUUAUCCCUUGGUGAGUUUCUUCAUGCACGUCGAGUGUUUGAUAUAUUGCCCCAAAGAACGGUAGUUUCUUACAACAUGCUCAUCCAUGCUUAUAGUCGCCGUGGUGAUGUGAGUGAUGCUUGGAGCCUGCUCUGCCACAUGAGGGGUUCUGACUUUUCUCCAACACAAUAUACUUUGAGUGGGUUACUAUCUUGUGAAUUGUUGAGCAUUUGUCAGGGUAUGCAGUUGCAGGCUUUGAGCAUCAAGAGUGGACUUUUUGAUGCUGAUGCUUUUGUGGGUACUGCUUUGUUGGGUUUGUUUGGGAGGCAUGGAUGUUUGGAUGAAGCUUUUAUUGCAUUUGAAGAUAUGGUCCAUAAGAGCCUGGUGACUUGGAAUAUAAUGCUAUUGAUUCUGGCACGUAAUGGAUUUGUGGGAGACUGCCAGAAUUUGUUUCGUGAUCUUGUGAGGACAGGGGUUGCUUUGUCAGAAGGUUCCUUUGUGGCUGUUUUGUCUGGACUUGUUGAUCCUGAGCAGGAUUUGGAAUAUAGUGCAAUGAUUCAUGGUUUGAUGACGAAAUGUGGGUUUGAUGGUGACAUUGCUUUGGUUAAUUGUCUGAUUAACGUGUAUGUGAAAUGCAAAGCCAUGUUCUCGGCACAAAGAUUGUUUCAAGAAGUUCCGGCUGAAAAUGUUGUGUCUUGGAAUACGAUUAUUGACGCAUUGGUGAAAAGUGGGAGACCUCAAGUGGCAUUGGAGAUGUUUGUGAAUAUGUCUAGAAGGGGAUUGGUGCCUAGUCAGGCCACAUUUGUAGCUGUUAUAGACUCGUGUGCUAGUUUGAAGAACUUUGUUUGUGGAGAAUCUAUCCAUGCUAAGGUAAUCAGGAAUGGUUUCGAAUCUGAUGUUGUUGUAGGUACUGCAUUGGUAGACUUUUAUGCUAAAUCUGAUAACAUGAUGUGUUCCCAUAAAUGUUUUAAUCAAAUAGAAGAGAAGAAUAUUGUGUCUUGGAAUGCUUUGAUGGUGGGUUACUCGAAUGAAUGCUCUUCCAUGCCGAUUAUGUUACUACGACAAAUGCUACAAUUAGGUCACUUAGUUAAUGAGUUUUCCUUUUCUGCUUCUCUUAAGUCAUCAUCAGUAUUGAACACGCGUCAGCUCCAUGGUUUGCUUAUAAAAAUGGGGUAUGAAAGUCAUGAAUAUGUAUUAAGCUCCCUUGUUAUGGCUUACAGUAGAAACGGUCUCAUAAUUGAAGCACUUUCUUUUGUCAAGGAAGUCAGUAAUUCACUUCCUCUAGUCCCCUCAAACAUCAUUGCCGGAAUCUAUAACAGGACUUGCCAAUACUAUGAAACGGUAAAGUUCCUUUCUUUGCUCGAAAGCCCUGAUACUGUAUCCUGGAACCUUGUCAUUUCAGCUUGUGCUCGCAGCAAUAAUUAUAAUGAGGUUUUGGAACUUUUCAACCAUAUGCAUGUUGCACAUAUACAACCGGAUAAUUACACAUUUAUGAGUAUAUUAUGCGUGUGCACCAAGCUUUGUCGUCUUGAUCUGGGAAGUUCUCUUCAUGGACUUAUUAUGAAGACUAACCUUUAUAACUGGGACACUUAUAUCUGCAAUGCACUAAUUGACAUGUAUGGAAAGUGUGGAAACAUUGAUAGUUCGGUAAAAGUUUUUGAAGAAAUGACUGACAAAAAUAUUAUUACAUGGACAGCUUUAAUUACUGCCCUCGGGCUGAAUGGUUAUCCACAUGAAGCGCUAAAGAGAUUCAAAAAUAUGGAAUCAUUCAGGUUGAAGCCGGAUGCAUUAGCUCUGAGAGCAGUGCUCUCUGCUUGCAGAUAUGGUGGAUUGGUAAGCGAGGCGAUGGAAAUUUUCAAACAGAUGGGAACUGCUUAUGGGAUUCAGCCAGAACUAGAUCAUUACCAUUGUAUAGUAGACCUCCUGGCUAAACGUGGAGAAAUUGAAGAAGCUGAGAAAAUCAUCACUAGCAUGCCUUUUCCACCAAAUGCGAAUAUUUGGCGUAGCUUCCUUGAAGGCUCCAAGAGGCAAACAGAAAAAUCUAAUUGUAUUUUGGAUGCAAUGCACUGAAGAUGUUCCACAAUGUGGUUUUCCAAGCACUGGUAUAUUUCCUGAUAGACCAAUUAUUAAUGAAUUUCCAUGAGAUUUUAUCCAAAUGCAAGGUAGGGACUUCUUUCAUGGGACAAUUGAAAUGUCCUUGUGUCUGAAAUCUCCAUCAUAGCUAGGUAAAACCUUCUCAUUCAACCAAUUUUCAUGCAUAGAAGUAUUCCUCAUAUCUGACUUUUUAUUGCAGCUUGCAUACCAGGAUAUUAAUUAAUGAGAUCCUUAAGAACCUUUGUUUCAAUGUGAAAUCAACUCAGCCCUCAGAUUAUAAGGGGAAAAAAGUGCUUGUGUUGUUAUAUGUAAAAUUUGAAUACUCCAUAUCUCUUAUGUUAAUGUGCAUUGAGAGAAUCAAGAAAUACACUCAACCAGAGCAUCAUACUCGCUCUUUGUUUCUUGUAUUGUGCAAUCAUCUAGUUUAUGGGGAAGCAGAAUUUUUUGGUAUUGUUACUACUAGUAAAUACAGGUAAAAUAAUGGUCUGAGAUUAAUCUGGUGCUGCAUUCAUCAAUGAUCUCCACGUAAUCUUGUGCCUACACUCUAUUAAUCUCACGGUUAAUAUUUUUAAUUUAGAUAUAUACAUUUUUUUGUAUACAUAGUGCAAAAUAACUUUAUACCAUUCUAUUUGUAUGAAUUUUAGAGUGGUUGAUGAUGUGAAUGAAAUAU